Messenger RNA from Laetiporus sulphureus 93-53, 1638 nucleotides. RefSeq names its product MFS general substrate transporter. Gene Ontology annotation, cellular component: membrane. The coding region runs from base 1 to 1638 and encodes 545 amino acids. Lineage: Eukaryota; Fungi; Basidiomycota; Agaricomycetes; Polyporales; Laetiporaceae. The transcript has 13 exons. Gene Ontology annotation, biological process: transmembrane transport. Gene Ontology annotation, molecular function: transmembrane transporter activity. The record is from RefSeq and is a predicted model, not a curated record.
AUGUUUUCACACAAUGCGGGUCGGUACACUUCACGAGAGGGCUCGUACUACGUUCCGCUACAAGAAUUAGGACCCAAUGAAGUGAUAGGCGACGAAGAUGACUUCAAAGAUGGGCACAUUGCUGUAUCAAGCGAAGUAGUAGAUACCGCUGCCCAACUUAUCUCCGGAAUCACGGACACACUGGACCCCAUAGAGGCUGAUCGAGUGCGAGAGAAGAUUGAUUGGCAUAUUCUGCCUCUCAUGUGCACACUGUACUGGAUACAGUUCAUGGACAAAACCACCCUCGGAAGUGCUGCAAUCCUUGGUAUUAGGUUUGUACAACUGGUGAGCUAUGGAAUUGUCUGUAUGUUCACAUUCUCAUGCUACCACAGGCUCGGAACAGUCUUCUACAUCAGUUACCUCGUCUUCGAGUAUCCUCAGAAUAUGGCAUUGCAACGCUUUCCUGUGGGAAAAUGGAUGAGCAUUAACAUCUUCAUAUGGGGAGCUGCCUUGACCGCGCAUGCUGCGUGCAAGAACUUUUCCCAAUUAUUCGCUGCUCGCUUUAUACUCGGCAUGUGUGAGGGAUCUAUCACAGCAGGCUUCAUGAUCGUCAGCUCUAUGUUCUAUACCCAUAACGAGCAGACACUGCGAGUUGGAUAUUGGUUUCUUAUGAAUGGGACCGCGCAGAUCAUAUCUGGUUUCAUUAGCUUCGGAACUCUACAUAUCAGAACCGAGGGCUUUGAACCGUGGCAAUGGCUCAUGACAAUCACCGGCAUUAUGACAUUCAUCACCGCCGUAGCCUAUUGGCUCUAUUUCCCCGACUCGCCCACGAAUGCAUGGUUCUUGACCAAUGAAGAACGCGUGGUGGCUAUACAACGCCUGAAGGGGAACCAGACUGGCGUGGAGAACAAGCAUUUCAAGGUGGAACAAGUCCACGAGGCGCUGCGUGACCCCAAGACGUGGCUCUUCGCCCUCUUCUCCGCACUCAAUAAUGUCCCAAAUAGCCUCACGAACCAAGGGCAGAUGAUUGUGGCCUCUUUCGGCUUCACCUACCUGCAAACAACGCUCCUCGGCUGUGUCGAUGGCAUCAUUGAAAUCGUCACUAUUUGGACGGGCGUGCGGCUCGCCGUACGACUGGAAAACGCCCGCGCGUACGUCGGCGCGGUGUAUUUCAUUCUGAACCUAGUCGGCGUGCUCCUCAUCAACGUGCUGCCGUGGAGCAACCGGUUUGGACUGCUAUGCGCGCAGUGGCUAACCGGCGUUGGCACGACGGGGUUCGUGCUCUCGCUCUCUUGGCUGUCGAACGUCACGGCAGGACACACAAAGCGAAUUACUGUGAACGCCAUCAUGCUCAUCGCCUACUGCCUCGGCAACGCCCUGGGACCGUUCAUGUGGCAAGAGAAGUACAAGCCACGAAACCACGUCCCAUGGACAAUUAUCGGCUUCUGCUACCUUGCCUGCCCGCUUCUCCUCCUGAUCAUCCGAGUUCGCCUCGCAUCCGAGAACGUGCGACGCGAUGCCGAGCCGCCCGACGACACGUAUAACGAUAUGUACAUAACGGACCCUGGCGAGAAUGGGAUGCCUUUGGAGCGGAAGUUAGAUAAGGAAUUCCUAGACUUGACGGACAUUCAGAACCGUGAUUUUCGAUAUAUCCUUUGA